GUACAACAAAAUGGCGGCGCCCAUACCUCUCGGCACCCGGCAUGCGCGGCCACGCCUCCCCGUACAGCAACAUGGCGGCGCCCGGGACGGCGGCGGGAGCGGCCACAGCGACGGCGCUGGUGCAGUAUGUGGUGCUGCGGGGGGACCUGGCCCGCUCGUGGUCGCUGGGUGCAGUGGUGGCCCAGGGGUGCCACGCCGCGCUGGCCGCUGCACACGCGCACUGGCAUCACCCCGACACUCGAGCCUACCUGUCGGCGGGCGGCGCCAUGCGCACCGUAGUGCUGGAGAACCAUGCAGCAAAUCCCUGCCAAGAGCCUUGUGAACAGCAGACGGCACCAUCAGCCAGCGAGCCGGGACUCCCACUUCCAAAGCCGAAGAACACCUGCUGGGGGCUGCCCAAUUCAGGCAUGUAGGAGCCAUUCCUCCUGUUGCCUUCAGCCCAAAGCAAACCACAACUGCCCAGGUGCAAUACAAACCCUCAGGGAAAGCAAGGGUGGGACUAGAAGAACCCCAGCAGCUGUGAUGCUCUUCCCCACCCACUGCUUCAGCACCCAACAUGGCAGAAAACCACCAGCAAGGAGGUACAGCACCCAAGUACCCACCCUUUUCCCUCUCCAAAAUGCUGAAGCACCCCAAAACAUUGUAGGGCUUCAAGGCUGGUUGGGAGGAACGAACAUUGUAGGGUUUGGGGGCUGGUUGAGAGCAACAGACAUUGUGGGGCUUUGGGGCUGGUUGGAAGGAACAAACAUUGUAGGGUUUGAGGGCUGGUUGGGGAGAACAAGCAUUGAAGAGUUUGGGGGCUGGUUGGGAGCAACAGACAAUGUAGGGCAUUUGGGUUGGUUGGGAGGACCCCAAACAUUAUAGGGAUUUUGGGCUGGCUGGAAGGAACAAACAUCGUAAGGCUUUUAAGUUGGCUGGAAGGACCUAAACAUUGUCGAGUUUUGGGGUUGGCUGGGAAGAACAAACAUAGUGGGGCUUUGGGGCUGGUUGAGAGGAACAAACAUUGUAGGGUUUGGGGGCUGGUUGGCAGCAACAGACUUCGUAAGGCAUUUGAGUUGGUUGGGAGAACCCAAGCACUGUAGGGUUUUUGUGCUGACUGGAAGGACCCAAACACUGUAGGACUUUGGGGCCAAUUGGGAGGACCCAAACACUGUAGGGUGUCAGGGCUGGUUGGGAGGACCCAAACGCUGUAGGGUUUUUGUGAUGAUUGGAAGGACUCAAACACUGCAGGGCUUUGGGACUGGUUGGGAGGACCCACCACCUCUGGGUGGUGCCCAGUGACAGGCCCAAAGCACGAUGCUUUAUGGCCAGUACCCUUACCCCACAGUGACCCCUCCAUGGCUGGGCCCCAUCACCCCAGCGCCCAUCAACAGCGCGUUUCUCCAGGGAUGCGUCGGCACAGAGACAACGAAACGUCAGCUGGCAACUCCGGUUCUUUUGUCUUUUUUUUUUUCUUUUUCUUUUUUUCUUUUUUUCUUUUUUUUUUUCGUCAUCUUUAACUCUUGCAAAUGUCAAUCAACAAAGCUACACAUUUGUUUUCCACACACCAGCGCGAUUGGAGAGAGAGAGGGAAGAAAAAACCCAUCGCCCCCCACUCUCAUAAAAGUCAGCAGUGAAUAUUAAAAGCGACCCCCAACUGAAAGAGAAGAAAACAAAUUUAUACAGAGCUCAGAGCUAUUUACAGUGACAGGCUCGAGGGAAAAAAUAAGCUAUCUCCCGACAGAGAAUUCAAUUAUUAUUAUUAUUUUAUUAUUAUUAUUUUAAAUAGUUUAAGCUACCUCAGCUGUUAAACACAAUCAAAGCAGAAAGAACCGACUGCUUAAUUUUAUUUAAUAUUUAAUCAGAAAAUUUUAUCUACAAUAAUUGACAGAGCCCUCCCCCCGUCCUUCCCCCUAAAAAUUAUUGCGCUUUUUUUGCCCCAAACUGUUCUCUUUAUUUUUUUUUUUGGCCUUUUUUUUUUUUUUUCUCUAUUUUUUUUUGCCUAUUAGUUUUUCCCCCAUUGCAAUAUACACAUCGUCGGCCCCCGUUCCUCCGGGCGCCCGAAACCAGCAUAAAACAUGGCAAAAAAAAAACCAACCCAGUGGGUCAAAAUACUCUUUGCUUUCGUAGGUUGCUUCUUUUUUGUUUUUUUUUUUUUUGUUUUUUGUGGGUUUUUUGUUUUUUGUUUUUUUUGUCUUUUUCUUUUCUCUUUUUUUCUUUAAAACCGACAAACUCACGAUUGCUAGAAAAAGCUGAUUGUACGCACAAGCGGGUCGGGGCGGAGGGGAGAGAAG
Messenger RNA from Gallus gallus (chicken), 2273 nucleotides. RefSeq names its product peptidyl-tRNA hydrolase domain containing 1 (gene PTRHD1). NCBI's taxonomy places the organism in Eukaryota, Metazoa, Chordata, Aves, Galliformes, Phasianidae. The record is from RefSeq and is a predicted model, not a curated record. Bases 42 to 413 code for a protein of 123 amino acids. Gene Ontology annotation, molecular function: peptidyl-tRNA hydrolase activity. The transcript is spliced from 2 exons.